Spodoptera littoralis (African cotton leafworm) is the source of this 1405-nucleotide messenger RNA. Lineage: Eukaryota; Metazoa; Arthropoda; Insecta; Lepidoptera; Noctuidae. The record is from the annotation of a GenBank genome assembly.
AGAAGUAGAUGCAACAAAAUCCAUGUUGUACAAAAUAUUCAAUUAUUACUUAAAAGAAACAAGAGCCCAUAGAAAGGUAAAGAAAUUCACAAAGUCAACGUUUAGAAAGGACGAAAUCUCAACGCAUAAAAUUAAAAAGAUGCAUUUAAGGAAAAUUAUAAAGAAGCCAAUCAUAGUAAGAGAAGUAUACACCACAAAGCAUAAAAGGCUACACGCUAACAAACUUUUAAAAGAAUCAACCAUUGUACGAGAAGUAGAAACGACAACACACAAAGAGGAUGAAAACGACGAAGAAGAGGAAACAAGCUCUUUAACUACACCAGUACAAGUGAAUAUAAAACGUAUGCCACAAACCACAACCACGAUGCUGCCAUACUUCAAAAUGAUUGUUGAUCUGGAUGAAGGGUACAUGGUGGUGUUCCUCAUCGAGCUGAUGAGGAUCAUGGCGUCUAAAGACAAGGAUGAUCUAUUUGAAGUCCUCGUUCAUACCGAACAGAUCGUGCUGCAACUUCAUGAAAAUGGAAAAAUUAAUUGGUUCGGUCAGCCUCUCUUAGGCAUCACAAUGAAACUGGCAAAAUUCAUGACUGAAUCUGAAACGGGAGUGAUACAAAAAUACGCUUCGAAAUUGAAUAGAAAGAUAAGUGCACGUCACCAAGAGCUAUCUUCUGAAGUCAACACCAUCAUAGACUAUGCUGAUAUGUUGUAUGAUGAUGAAGAAGGGACGAAGCUCUUCAAUGUGCUCAAAGAUUUUGAUGACUAUCCUAACAUUUUAAAACCAGGGUACUCAAUAUGUUUAGCAUUAAUAGAAAGCUUCCUAAAGCCAUAUCGUCGGCUCAGUAAUACAAAGCUGCGCCAACGAUUGUUAGACUCUAUUAACUUAGAGCUAAGAGCUCGAAGUGCUUUGAUUGGAUUUUUUGGUAUAAAAGAAGCAAGAAAACUAAGGCCGCUAGUAGCAUCAGGCAACGACACUACAGUCCAAUUCUCAAGGAAAAAACAAAAGAAAUUUAGACACAAACUACAAAAGCUGAAGUCGAAACCAAAACAUCAGACAAAUAAACGAAAACACACAAAGUUCCGGCCAGAUUACAGCAAUGGAAACAUUUUUAGACGUAGAUUAAGUUAUACACCUGAAAACCAAUACAAGUAUCCUUUGUUAAGAAAUAUGAAGCCGAUCACAAGUAUACAGAGACGGUACAAAAUUGUUACUCCGACACAUCGACACAUGUUAAGGCACAGGUCUACACGUAGUUAUAUAGUAAACCUAAUCAGUAGACCCACCAAGGAGUUCACAACUAAACUAAAUAUAGAGGUAGCUACGAAUCAAGCGAAUACUAGAUUCCCUUUCCUCCAUGAGACAGUACGAUUUCGAACACAUUUGAGGCACAGAGAACAAUCAGAGAAAUAA